Schizophyllum commune H4-8 is the source of this 934-nucleotide messenger RNA. RefSeq names its product ribosome biogenesis protein NIP7. Gene Ontology annotation, cellular component: preribosome, large subunit precursor; nucleus; nucleolus. Gene Ontology annotation, molecular function: RNA binding. The transcript is spliced from 5 exons. The coding region runs from base 74 to 616 and encodes 180 amino acids. Gene Ontology annotation, biological process: ribosome assembly; ribosomal large subunit biogenesis. Lineage: Eukaryota; Fungi; Basidiomycota; Agaricomycetes; Agaricales; Schizophyllaceae. The record is from RefSeq and is a predicted model, not a curated record.
CGAUCGGGGUGAUCUCAAAUCAAUAGUCUAUCAUCGGAGGCCAGCUCGUCUCCCCACUCCUCCUCCGUCCACCAUGCGCCCACUCACAGAGGACGAGUCCAAGGCAGUGUUCACAAAGCUCUCCAACUUCAUCGGCAAAAAUCUUAUAUCGCUCAUUGACCGCAAAGAUGAACCAUACUGCUUCCGCCUGCACAAAGACCGCGUCUUCUACGUCCCAGAGUCCUCCAUGAAGCUUGCUGUCUCCGUCGCCCGCCCAAAUCUCGUCUCCCUUGGUACAUGCUUCGGCAAGUUCAGCAAGGGCGGCACCUUCAAGCUCCACGUAACCGCCCUCGACCACCUUGCACAGUACGCCAAGUACAAGGUCUGGAUAAAACCGAACGGCGAGAUGCCUUUCCUCUAUGGCAACCAUGUGUUGAAAGCGCACCUUGGGCGGAUAACGGAAGACACCCCAGAACACCAAGGGGUCGUCGUGUACAGCAUGAGCGACGUGCCAUUGGGAUUCGGCGUCACAGCGCGCUCAACGGUCGACACCCGCAAACUCGAUCCCACCGCCAUCAUCGUCUUCCAUCAAUCGGACGUCGGAGAGUACCUGCGGGACGAGGAGACCCUGUUCUAGCUACACCCUCAACAGCAUGCUACUCUUUCCUUGUCACCAGGCGCUCCUCGCACUGUCUGGGACCGUUCGUUCGUCAUCGCUUUCCUUCUGUGUCAAAUGCUGUUCAGGUCUAUCGUCGGUCGGUCGUGCUCUAUCUUACAAUCGUGGUAUUUUCUCUGUACAUGAAGAGUUUUUGCUAGGUGAAAUGGACUGGCUGUCUUGCCUUCUUCAGUGGGCAAUUAUCAUCCUCGUACGACUCCGGCCACCUCACUCAGCAACAGCAUCCUCGCCGUCAACGCCGGACACUUCCAAUUUUUCCUUGGGAUCGCGCCGUACCAG